Spodoptera litura is the source of this 337-nucleotide messenger RNA. RefSeq lists its product as uncharacterized. The record is from RefSeq and is a predicted model, not a curated record. Lineage: Eukaryota; Metazoa; Arthropoda; Insecta; Lepidoptera; Noctuidae.
AUGCCUCCACAAAUAGACUUCAUAAAGAAGUCAUUAAAAAAUGUUUGUGUUGAUACUGUUCUAUUAUUUGUCAUGUUAGCUCUAGUGGGACACCUGACUAUAAAUUUUUGGGAAAGAUUUACUCUACAAAGCGAAUUGAGUAAUAUGAAACACAGUUUACAUUCACUUAAGGAUACAAUAAAUAACAUAGGAAAGGCCUACGAUGGUCUUCACACCGAACUGAAAGAUUUAGUCAACGUAGUUGACAAGAAGCAGCACUUGGUACCUGAGUGCAAACAUAAAAAAGAAGCAAAAGACAGAUAUAUUGUGUGAGGUAAAAGUGAGAAUUGAAGACACG